UAUAUAUAUAUAUAUGCACAAAAUGUUUAUCAUUGUUUGAAUACUUAUUUAUUGUUUACUGUUUACAGUGAUGUUACCUUUUAAAAAUGAUCGCUAAGUUAAGCUUCACAAUUUUUUUAUUAUUGUUUUUUUUUCUUUCAUAAAAGGAGCUAUUCUAUCAUUUUAAGUUUUGCUUGUGUUAUUUUUAAUAACUACGUUAAUUUUUUCUAAAAAUUCGAUAAUAUUGUGACAAAAAAAAAAUAUAGAAAAAAGCUGACUCAAUGACAAAAAAUAAAAUUAUUUUUUGAAGCAUACAAUAUUUGAGAGAGUAAAUUGUUAUGUCAUUACUAAUUUUUUCAAUGUUAAGAAUGUUCGGUUCAUUAACAUUCGAAACAAUUCGUUCUCGGGAAAAAUGUCAAGUACGCCCUGAAAGUGUUGCAACUAUAAAUUCAAAUUUGAUACAUACUAAUGAAAAUACAAAGUUUUCUCAAUACGGAAUGUAUCAAUUUUUAGUAUUAGAUGAUAUAGAUAUGGAUAAUAGUUUACCUUUAAUUGGAGUUUUCUCAAAAGUCACUAAAGUUCGUGUUAAGAGAGAAAAUGGUUUUUUGGGAGUCACUCUCCGAGGUGGUGAAGCAACACCUCUUAUUAUCACAGGUAUCAAGCCAGAUGGUCCUACAGCAAAAGAAGGUCGUGUAAGACUAGGUGAUAAACUUCUCGCUAUUGAUGACAUCGAAUUACAAGAAUUAAGUCUUUUUGAAGCACAAAAUGUACUAAAAAGAAGUUCUGACUAUCCAAUUGCAUCUCUUACCAUCGAAUACAAUGUUGCAAGUAUGGCUGAAGUUCGAACAGCUAUUCCAGAGCCUCUUCUUAUAGAGUUGAAACGUACUUGUCCUGGUGAGCUAGGCUUGACAGUACGAGACAAUGCAAAUGGUGUUUAUAUAGAGAGUCUUCGUCCCGCGAGUGCCGCUGAUCGCUGUGGUGCAAUACAGCCAGGUGACAAACUUCUUGCCGUAGAUAGCACGCCAAUUCAUGAUGCCAUAACUGCAAUAAAAGUAUUAAAAGACGUUUCUAAGACCUAUCGAAUUGUUAAAAUACAAAUAUUACCUCAGAUUUUAAGUACUUCUACGAAAACGCUUAUGAAGAGAUCUAAAUCUCAACAGUUAUUUGGUGUUGAUAAAACAUCUUUUACCGAAGAAAAUCUCACUGUGUUGUUAAAAUCUGACCAUCAAGGAUUUGGAUUUGUUGUUAAACUAUCUGAUGAUGGAAUGAAUUAUGUAAUUGAUCAUAUUGAAGCUGGUAGUCCUGCAGAACGAUGUGGUGUUUUUCUACCAGGUGAUAAAAUACUUUCAAUGGAUAAAAAAAUUUUAAGAAAUCUACGAUUAAAUGAAAUUACAGAAAUUCUAGAAUCUUCUCAAGUGGAACUUGUGAUCGAAUAUAAAGUUGGUGGUCCAGCUGUUAUGAGGUCUGGUAUUUUUACAGUCCGACUAAUUCGGCCUGUAGGUGGUCAAUUGGAAUUAGGAAUCAUAAUAAACGAAGAUUUAAUUAUUUCUGAAGUUAAACGUGCAUCUUUGGCGUACAGAACUAGAAGCCUAAUACCUGGAGAUCAACUUUUAGCAAUCAAUGGUCAAAUAUUGUGUUUGUCUGAUUACCGAAGAAUUACUCACAUAAUCAAACACCUAAAAAAUUCAACAGUGGCUCUAACAGUAAAAAGGCCAACAAUAGAAACAACUACACGAGAACUUCAUCUCAAAAAAGAAGAAAUGCAGACGAAAUAUCCAGAAAUCAUUUAUACUGUACGUGAUAGCUUACCAAUCCUUAAUAAUUCAAUAGAUUCAUGGGAAGAACUCGAAAAAAUAUAUUGUAACGUGCCCGAAAUUAGAGACAUGUGGAGUACACGUUCUGCAGACAAUGUUCCGUUCGACUCACAAACAGAAUCUUAUUUAAGCUUACAGAAAAAUAACAAAGUCAACAAUAAAGCAUUGAAGAUAUUGUCUAUUUCUCUUAAAAAAGAUCUUAUUUAUGAAGAUUUCGGAUUUUCUGUAUCAGAUGGUUUGUAUGAAAAGGGCAUUUACAUAAAUCGUUUAAGACCAGGUGGACCAUGUGAUGGAGUUUUAAAACCUUAUGAUCGUAUUAUAAAAAUUAAUACAACGUGUACUGAAGAUUAUGACUGCUGUUUAGCUGUCCCAUUAGUUGCUGCUACUGGCGAUGAAUUGAAUCUCAUUAUCGCCAGAUUGACAUUUUCUGAAAUUUUGUAGUGAUUUUGAUAGUAAUGAUGCUGAUAAAUUUAAAUUUGAAAACUUGACAUGAAGUUUAUCUCAACACUGAAAGCAGAAAAAGGAAAAAAUAAUAUUAAAGUCAUGAGUGUCGCUUCAAAUUUAAAACUUGAAAAAUUGCACUUCUGCCGAAACUGUCGCGCUCGUUGUUGAAUUUAUAAGUAAAAUGGGCAAAAAUAUUAAACCAAGCAAUGGAAUAAUUUAAAAAAUACUAAAAAAUUAAUAAAAUUUGCUUAUUGAUCAGUAGUGAUCGGUCGUUUUCAAAGCAAGAACAAUUCAGAAGGGUAAAAAAAAUUUAAGGCCAUGUAUAUUAAGUAUAAUGGAAGAAAUUCAGCAUUAUUAACCCUGUUUAAAAUUUCCAAUAGGAUCCCAUCAAAAGCGACAAAAGCCACUUAGAAACCCAUAAAUUUUAUUGAUUUCUAAGUGGCUUUUGUCGCUUUUGAUGGGAUCUUAUUGGAGCUUUUCAACAGGGAAGUCAAAUAGCCAUGUAAACAUAGCCACCACAGUUCAAUUCCACCUCUAAACACGUCAUAUGCUCGUCAUUUUUCUGUGGAGUACCACUGGUACUGAGUGAAAAAUAAUAAAAUUUCACAAGUUGGUCAAUUCGACAUUUCCGACUUGAUGAAUUUAUAUAUGUUGUGAUAUAACAUGACUGAGUAGUUGAUAAAAUUUUGAAAAAUUUAUAAAAUUAUUUAAAUAAAAAUAAAUCAACAUUAAAUCACAUGUUGAGAUUUAAAGAUUUAAAACUUUUGCCCGAAUUUUGUACAUUUUUAUCACCAGUGAGCGUGACAGUCUAGAUGCACGAUCCCCAUAACAUUUUUAAAAUUCAAACUUUGAGUAUUAAUUUUCA
Messenger RNA from Cotesia glomerata, 3102 nucleotides. It is a transcript of the gene Grip, whose product is annotated as glutamate receptor-interacting protein 2. Gene Ontology annotation, biological process: neurotransmitter receptor transport, endosome to postsynaptic membrane. The coding region runs from base 318 to 2234 and encodes 638 amino acids. Gene Ontology annotation, molecular function: protein binding. The transcript is spliced from 5 exons. NCBI's taxonomy places the organism in Eukaryota, Metazoa, Arthropoda, Insecta, Hymenoptera, Braconidae. The record is from RefSeq and is a predicted model, not a curated record.